GACAGCAGUUUGUGCAACCACAGUUUGGCUCCAUUACCAAAUAAAAUCAAACUCAUUAAUACAAGGAUAUUGUAUCUUCUUGUGCUACGAUGACCCUAAAUCUGGGAGGAUGGAUACACAGUUUCACAGUAACUGAUACACAACAGCACAAGGGAGGCUAUACUAUUUACAAGAUUACAUCGAUUGUCUUCCCCCGAUCGGUGCCUCAGGCACUAACGUGCCUUGUGGUUUGGAAACGAUUUCAUGAAGUCAAACGACUGCAUAGGGAACUUAGUCGCCGGCACAAAAGUAUGAAGCUGCCGGGUAAAGUACCCGAACCAACAGACAGCAGCUAUUUUAAACGUUUCGAUGAGGAUGUGAUACAGCUACGCAAAGACUAUAUACUCAGGCUACUUGACUUUGCCGCCCAGCAUCCGGUGCUAUACAAAUGCAACAGUUUCACACAGUUUUUUAGCGAAGCUCAAUCACCAAAUUCAUCACCUUUACGAAAAUUGUAUGUGGAGCGCUCGCUCAAAAUACCUGGCAGCGGUGCAAUAGCGGAAAUUUGCGAUAAACUCGAUUUGCCCUACGAUCCACACGACGCUAAUGGCAUGGUGCUCUUGGAUCCACGCUGUGACAAGCCUAGCAGCGAUAGCGAGCAAAAUGAACAGCAAGAGCAUGAGCAAGAGCAGCUUAGUGUAGAUAAGGUGGUGGAAAAACAGGAACAACAAUCUAAGCGUGACUACACACGCCUGUUGACGCCUAUGGCUUCGGUAGAGAGCGAGGACAGCGAUUACAUUUAUGAGGCGGCCUUGGAAUUCAGUCAUGCUGUACAGUCGGAGGUCAAUUUGGAGUAUGAAGAUGCCCAUAAGCAUUACAAGCGCGGAGUGGAGCUUUUGCUUGUGGGUUCUAAAUGUGAUAGUAACGAGGAUCGUAAAUUUAUUGCCAAGGCCAAGAUUGCCAAAUAUCUGGCGCGUGCCGACGAUAUUUGUGCAAAUUUCUUGCGCUCCGAUGUCGGUCGUAAUGGCAACAGGAAGCUCCAAUUCCAACUCUCUCUGGAUGAAGUCGACAGUGUAACUCAAUUAGAAUGUGCCUGGAAUCAAUUGGCUAAGUAUAAGGUGCUGAAAGUGUUGGGAGAUCGCGUCAUGCAGGUGCAGUGCAUCACAGAGCCACAGUCGCGGCCAACGUGUAUAAUGAAGGGCAUCGAGAAGCCAGCAAGCAAUUCGCCCACCCAAAGCAUUUUUCUGCCACAGCGUGUGCCCUACAUGUGCCAACUGCUGGCAUACUUCCAAUCAGACCAGAAGAUUUUCCUGUUGCUCAAACAGGCCGAGGGUGGACGCCUUUACGACUAUAUCCAAAGCUACACCCCUACGGCUAGCAAAAGUGCUGACUACGCCAACUUAUUCCCUGCGGAACAGCCAUUGACAGUCGCUAGUGAUGUUACCGAACUCGUUCGCAGUUCGCAGCAGUUGCUUAAAUCAGUCUCGCAUACUUUGAGCAACUUGCAUGCGGGAGUGCUGACUCCAAGACGACAGCAGACGACGGCGAGGCGUUUGCCUGAGGUCUGCUUGCGUCAAUGGGCUUGCGAGCUGGCGGUGGCUAUACACAGUCUGCAUGGCAAGGGUGUUAUAUUGCGAGACCUACAUAUGGAAAACAUUUUGCUGGGAAAGUCUGGCCAAUUGAUGCUCACAUACUUCUACCAGAACGAGGGUCUAACCUCCGAUGACAACUACGUGCAUAAGGCACUGAGUUUCCAAGCUUUAAACAAUCAUUUCGUGGCCCCAGAACGACCGCUUACCCUUCGCUCAGAUUGGUGGAGCUAUGGAAUCGUUCUCUACCAGCUUCUAUUGGGCGUGUCGUACAAGGCAAUGCAUCCCGGCCAUCUGGAGCUCUAUGGAUGUGUACAAUAUCCGCCAGAUGUUGAGGACAUAUCGGAUAAUGCACGAAAUUUGCUAGAGCAACUAAUUCAAUUGUCACCAGAGCAGCGUUUGGACUAUGAACAGGUACAGGCACAUCCAUUUUUUGAAGGAGUCGAUUGGCAGACAGUUUUGGACCAAGGCAACGGUUCGUCUUAGUUAAUCGUAUGACGAAGAGGCACCAAAUGUAUCGAAUUUCCAAAUUCGCCUUAUCUUUUAAAUAGUAGGGCGAUUUGAGGA
This is a messenger RNA of Drosophila navojoa, 2135 nucleotides long. RefSeq names its product ribosomal protein S6 kinase-like 1. Gene Ontology annotation, biological process: protein phosphorylation. Gene Ontology annotation, molecular function: protein kinase activity; phosphatidylinositol binding; ATP binding. Lineage: Eukaryota; Metazoa; Arthropoda; Insecta; Diptera; Drosophilidae. The record is from RefSeq and is a predicted model, not a curated record.